Molecule: messenger RNA, 2817 nt
Organism: Eimeria acervulina
Lineage: Eukaryota; Apicomplexa; Conoidasida; Eucoccidiorida; Eimeriidae
Exons: 12
Coding region: 1-2817 (938 amino acids)
Source: RefSeq, a predicted model, not a curated record
AUGAUGCGUCACUUGAAGCUAGGCCAUUUGACCGGCCUACCGACUCAUCUCCCUCCUACAGUGCAGCCACUGUGGAUAAUCCUCAGCUGCAAGCACGAAUUGCAAGUAAAAUGCGAAGACGUUCUCCAGGAAUUUCAAAGAGACUUCGACGUCAACAGGAGGCAGAUGGUUGCUCUCCUUGAUGGCAUCAAACAAGAAGAACACCUGGAGAAGCAAAGCUGUCUAAGGGGUAUUGUUCAGUCUGCAUCAGCAUUCUUCCUCAAUCCCGCAGAGUUUUCAAUUGUCAAGUCUUCGGUAGAUCUCCAAUUCGGUGCAAUGUGGAUGUGGGACAAAGUUGCACGAAUCCUUCUCCAGAACCGAGUGCCUCCACCUUUAGAAGUGGGUGAUGCCGUCAAAGUGCUGGUUUCUGGUUCCACCAUUGCCCAACUUGGCGAGUACACGGUCGUGGGCGUACAAGGAGAAGAAUGCGUCGUGGAAAAGGAAGGGGAGAAGAUGAACCUCCCCUGUGACCGUCUGGUUCUCACAAUAAAAGAAAAAUACAGAAAUAUAGCUGAUAAGAUAUUGAGAAACGAGCUCCGGAACGUGAGUGAAGAGGAUCCUAAUCUUUUGGCAGAUAUGGAGGAGAUAUUUGAGUUGGCUGGAGUUGGGGAAGCCUUCCAACAAACUCUACGGACUGGAGACCCUCGUUAUCUGCUGACCGCAAUGAAAUCCUCGGAAACUUUUCAUUGUGAGCAACUGCCUGCCAUCAAGGCGAGCCCAAUUCAGAAGCCUGGAAAAGAACGGUAUAAACAAGAUCCAGCAGAGAUGAGCAGCAUUUACACUUCGGACUCCGCAGUGAAAGCUUACGAAAUACUUCAGCUAAUUCGAAGCUACACAGCCUUGGAAGGUUGCAGGCCACUAACCCACAAGAACCUAUACGGCACCGGCAGCGAACUUGUUUUGCGGGUCAUCGAGAAUGCAAGGUUUGAAGCUGUAGAGAUGCAAGGCGAAGAUACAUUGCAAUCGGUCCUUGAAAAUCAGUGCAGAUCUGCGGUGGCAUUCGUCUUUCCGGGGGCACUCAGGCCAUCUACUCUUGUCAUACCACACUGCGUGAACGUCUGGGAGAGGAUGAGGAGCGACUGGUCGCAACUGGGACAGUUGGCCCCUGGAUACUUGGGCGAAUGCGACGCACGUUGCAUGAGCGGCGUUGUGAGAAGAAACUACUGGUUUGACUGGAAAUAUGUCAAAAGAACAAAUGUUGCAAUGGAGUACAUCCUUGCUGGAGAUGUUGCUCGCCUAUCAACCUUUUCGGCUGCUGAUGCACUCCCUUACUUAGACCUACUGAGUGGCCAGACAUGGCGCCUAGCUCGCAUUGCCAGUUCAGCGGUAGUCCCCGGCGACCUUGGAGAAGAGGCUGAACAGCUGUCUUGCGUGGCGGACUUCCUAACGAAGGACGCCGUGGGGCCGAUACAAGGAACCGACAGGAUGGCGGGAUUUGGCUUAGCGCACCUCCCACUCUUGGCGCUGAGUGUGGCAACGGACCUCCGGUACCACGCAGGCAUCGUGGGAGCCAACCUGCAGAGCAGCAAAAAAAUGCGCAAACUGGCCAGAGGUUCCAAGGCUUUUUCUGCCUUCUUUAGGUUGCUUUCUUGUCGUGUUGCCGAUGACACUGAAGCUCUCCGCACAUUUUUUGGACCUUUUGCGUCACUGGCUAUUCGUAUAGCUUUAUUCCUACGAGUUGAAGUUGAAGAGCAUGCCAACAAAGGAUGGACAGAGGCUGUAGCCUUGUUCUCCGGCAGACUUUUUGAACAAAAACUGUAUGAAAAGGCUGUGCGGCAAUUUAUGGUAAACGCUAAAAAGUUCAUUGAGGAGUUUAUGGGAGGCUUUGGGUACCAAGCAGCAGGAACAGUCGGCAAGGUCACGAAGCGAAUCCGAAAUAUUUUCGGGAGAAAAUCGGGAGGCAAAGUUUCAGACAAAGCAGUGCAUCAUAAGACUGGCCAUGAGUUCGCCAAGCUUAUUCUCAUGAUGUGGGCUAACGGCAGCCAACACCAAACAAAUCCUACGCCCAGCAAAAUCGAGGAGGCGUUCCGCCGAGCCAGACAGUAUCAGACGCUUAUGAUCCUAAACCAUGGCGUGGACCCGAUAAGAGCUAUAACGAACGUCAUCAAGGCUGAUUGUAAAGACACCAGCGCCGUUGGGCGCAAAUUUUGGGCAUUACUUGACAGUGGAAGGGUAAAAAUACCCAAAAUCGCAGACAAAUUAGGGAUAGGCCUGCUUUACGGAUUCGCCACCGGUCUAGGAGUGAGCUUUUUACGGAUCGCACUCAAGAACGUGAAAACUCCAACAGCAGAUAUUACGGUAAGACUUUUCAAUUUUCUUAUUGAGAUCCGGGCAAUCCGUAAAGAGGGCGCAAAGGGUCUCUACAAAGCUUACCUCCGGUGGGUGGCAGAAGGCGAAACCUCGCAAGAAAUCCAUGCGUGGAACGAUAGCAUCGAUAUUUUCGAAUGCUCGUGGCACUCGUCACAAGAAGAGCAAAAUCACAUGUUAGCUGAGGCUGGAAAAAUAAACGAGCAAGAUGCCUCUAGUGAAAUUCCUGCCUCGCAUGGACUCCAAUCUUGUCGCGGUAAUCCACGAGCAAGCCCAAGGCCCAUCCCCCUGAACCUUGACCACUACAGUCACAGCAGCAAAACUAGGGUUGAGGCUGCGCUCUUUGCCAUUGCACUGUGCCAUACACUGUGUGUUACUGGAUUUGCAGCGAACUCCCAUGACGCACUGGAUUUGCAGCAGGCCCAGGUCAACGUCCUACCUGGAAAUGUGAUCUUUUCUACUCCGCUGUAG